AUGGCAUCUGACAUAGAUGUAGAAUUUCUCUAUAUUAUAUAUUACAGUCUUUUUACUACAACAGAGAUUGCCUUUAUAGUGGGACUAAUAACAAACGUGUACAUCAUCGCUGUCUAUGUUAUGGACUGGAGGAAAGGAAGAACCAUGUCCACAUCUGACCAAGUCAUCAUCUCCAUCAUGAUCUCCAGGAUGAUUCUACAAUGUGUGAUCCAGAUGAAUCAGUUUUGGGAAACUUUUUGUACCAUAUGUUUUGCUAUAUUGAUUAUCAGAAUCAUAUACUUCUCCACUAUGUAUUCCUCCUUCUGGUUGUCCACCCUUCUGGGUGUCGUCUUCUAUCUGAAGAUCGCCAACAUUCACAGUGUCUUCAUUUCAUGGCUGAGGAAGAUUCUUUCAAAGAGGAUCCUGUAUUUUAUUAUGGCUUCUCUUCUGGUCUCCAUUGGCCAAACCUCAGCCAUCUAUUUAGUUGCUUUUACUGGGGCGAAGACAUAUUAUGUUUAUCAAAAUUCAACAAAUUACAGCUACAAGCAUCUGCCAGUUGAGACAAUGUCUAUUGUGUUCUUUGUUAACAUCUUUGGGCCGUUUCUUGUCUUUUUCUUGUCCUCGUUGUUUCUUAUCACCUCUCUGUACCUUCACAUCAGACACAUGAGAUGUAACAGGAAUGUGACUAGCUCUCUGGAUCCCUAUUAUAGGAUCAUUAAGUACAUUGCUGGUUCCCUUAUAAGCUCUAUAGUAUGUGUCAUCAUCAAUGUAUUGGCAGAGAAGUACUAUUACAUAUUCGGUUUUGUAUCCUAUUCUUUCCCUUGGACUGUUUCUGGAACAUUCCAUUCAAUGUUACUGAUCUAUGUAACACCCAAGCUGAAGAAUCCAUUGUCCAGGAUCCUCAAGUCCUUAUCCAACUGCUGGAUGAAGAGAGAAGAACCUGGAGACUUAGUGAUGACUGUCACUACUUGA
Hyla sarda is the source of this 951-nucleotide messenger RNA. RefSeq names its product taste receptor type 2 member 9-like. The transcript has a single exon. The record is from RefSeq and is a predicted model, not a curated record. The coding region runs from base 1 to 951 and encodes 316 amino acids. Gene Ontology annotation, biological process: detection of chemical stimulus involved in sensory perception of bitter taste; G protein-coupled receptor signaling pathway; sensory perception of taste. NCBI's taxonomy places the organism in Eukaryota, Metazoa, Chordata, Amphibia, Anura, Hylidae. Gene Ontology annotation, cellular component: membrane. Gene Ontology annotation, molecular function: bitter taste receptor activity; G protein-coupled receptor activity.